AGAGCUCGCCACUCCUUAGUCGAGGCAAGACGUGCGCCCGAGCCCCGCCGAACCGAGGCCACCCGGAGCCGUGCCCAGUCCACGCCGGCCGUGCCCGGCGGCCUUAAGAACCCGGCAACCUCUGCCUUCUUCCCUCUUCCACUCGGAGUCGCGCUCCGCGCGCCCUCACUGCAGCCCCUGCGUCGCCGGGACCCUCGCGCGCGACCGCCGAAUCGCUCCUGCAGCAGAGCCAACAUGCCCAUCACUCGGAUGCGCAUGAGACCCUGGCUAGAGAUGCAGAUUAAUUCCAACCAAAUCCCGGGGCUCAUCUGGAUUAAUAAAGAGGAGAUGAUCUUCCAGAUCCCAUGGAAGCAUGCUGCCAAGCAUGGCUGGGACAUCAACAAGGAUGCCUGUUUGUUCCGGAGCUGGGCCAUUCACACAGGCCGAUACAAAGCAGGGGAAAAGGAGCCAGAUCCCAAGACGUGGAAGGCCAACUUUCGCUGUGCCAUGAACUCCCUGCCAGAUAUCGAGGAGGUGAAAGACCAGAGCAGGAACAAGGGCAGCUCAGCUGUGCGAGUGUACCGGAUGCUUCCACCUCUCACCAAGAACCAGAGAAAAGAAAGAAAGUCGAAGUCCAGCCGAGAUGCUAAGAGCAAGGCCAAGAGGAAGUCAUGUGGGGAUUCCAGCCCUGAUACCUUCUCUGAUGGACUCAGCAGCUCCACUCUGCCUGAUGACCACAGCAGCUACACAGUUCCAGGCUACAUGCAGGACUUGGAGGUGGAGCAGGCCCUGACUCCAGCACUGUCGCCAUGUGCUGUCAGCAGCACUCUCCCCGACUGGCACAUCCCAGUGGAAGUUGUGCCGGACAGCACCAGUGAUCUGUACAACUUCCAGGUGUCACCCAUGCCCUCCACCUCUGAAGCUACAACAGAUGAGGAUGAGGAAGGGAAAUUACCUGAGGACAUCAUGAAGCUCUUGGAGCAGUCGGAGUGGCAGCCAACAAACGUGGAUGGGAAGGGGUACCUACUCAAUGAACCUGGAGUCCAGCCCACCUCUGUCUAUGGAGACUUUAGCUGUAAGGAGGAGCCAGAAAUUGACAGCCCAGGGGGGGAUAUUGGGCUGAGUCUACAGCGUGUCUUCACAGAUCUGAAGAACAUGGAUGCCACCUGGCUGGACAGCCUGCUGACCCCAGUCCGGUUGCCCUCCAUCCAGGCCAUUCCCUGUGCACCGUAGCAGGGCCCCUGGGCCCCUCUUAUUCCUCUAGGCAAGCAGGACCUGGCAUCAUGGUGGAUAUGGUGCAGAGAAGCUGGACUUCUGUGGGCCCCUCAACAGCCAAGUGUGACCCCACUGCCAAGUGGGGAUGGGGCCUCCCUCCUUGGGUCAUUGACCUCUCAGGGCCUGGCAGGCCAGUGUCUGGGUUUUUCUUGUGGUGUAAAGCUGGCCCUGCCUCCUGGGAAGAUGAGGUUCUGAGACCAGUGUAUCAGGUCAGGGACUUGGACAGGAGUCAGUGUCUGGCUUUUUCCUCUGAGCCCAGCUGCCUGGAGAGGGUCUCGCUGUCACUGGCUGGCUCCUAGGGGAACAGACCAGUGACCCCAGAAAAGCAUAACACCAAUCCCAGGGCUGGCUCUGCACUAAGAGAAAAUUGCACUAAAUGAAUCUCGUUCCCAAAGAACUACCCCCUUUUCAGCUGAGCCCUGGGGACUGUUCCAAAGCCAGUGAAAUGUGAAGGAAAGUGGGGUCCUUCGGGGCGAUGCUCCCUCAGCCUCAGAGGAGCUCUACCCUGCUCCCUGCUUUGGCUGAGGGGCUUGGGAAAAAAACUUGGCACUUUUUCGUGUGGAUCUUGCCACAUUUCUGAUCAGAGGUGUACACUAACAUUUCCCCCGAGCUCUUGGCCUUUGCAUUUAUUUAUACAGUGCCUUGCUCGGCGCCCACCACCCCCUCAAGCCCCAGCAGCCCUCAACAGGCCCAGGGAGGGAAGUGUGAGCGCCUUGGUAUGACUUAAAAUUGGAAAUGUCAUCUAACCAUUAAGUCAUGUGUGAACACAUAAGGACGUGUGUAAAUAUGUACAUUUGUCUUUUUAUAAAAAGUAAAUUGUUUAUAAGGGGUGUGGCCUUUUUAGAGAGAAAUUUAACUUGUAGAUGAUUUUACUUUUUAUGGAAACACUGAUGGACUUAUUAUUGGCAUCCCGCCUGAACUUGACUUUGGGGUGAACAGGGACAUGCAUCUAUUAUAAAAUCCUUUCGGCCAGGCGCGGUGGCUCACACCUGUAAUCCCAGCACUUUGGGAGGCCGAGAUGGGUGGAUCACCUGAGGUCAGGAGUUCGAGACCAGCCUGGUGAAACUCCAUUUCUACUAAAAAUGCAAAAAUUAGCUGGGCGUGGUUGCGGGUGCUUGUAAUCCCAGCUACUCAGGAGGCUGAGGCAAGAGAAUCGCUUGAACCUGGGAGGUGGAGGUUGCAGUGAGCCGAGAACAUGCCAUUGCACUCCAGCCCGGGCACCAAAAAAAAAAAAAAAAAAAAAAACCUUUCAUUUGGCCGGGCAUGGUGGCUUAUGCCUGUAAUCCUGGCACUUUGGGAGGCCAAGGUGGGCAGAUCACCUGAGGUCAGGAGUUUGAGACCAGCCUGGCCAACAUGGUGAAACCUCAUCUCUACUAAAAAUACAAAAAUUAGGCCGGGCACGGUGGCUCACGCCUGUAAUCCCAGCACUUUGGGAGGCAGAGGCGGGCGGAUCACGAGGUCAGGAGAUCAAGACCAUCCUGGCUAACACGGUGAAACCCCGUCUCUACUAAAAAUAUAAAAAAUUAGCCGGGCCUAGUGGCGGGUGCCUGUAGUCCCAGCUACUCGGGAGGCUGAGGCAGGAGAAUGGCAUGAACCCCGGAGGCAGAGCUUGCAGUGAGCCGAGAUUGCACCACUGCACUACAGCCUGGGCGACAGAGCGAGACUCCGUCUCAAAAAAAAAAAAAAAAAUUAGCCGGGCCUGGUGGCGGGCGCCUGUAAUCCCAGCUACUGUGGAGGCUGAAGCACAAGAAUCACUUGAACCCGGGAGAUGGAGGUUGCAGUGAGCUGAGACUGUGCCACUGCACUCCAGCCUGGGUGACAAGAGUGAGACUUUGUCUCAAAAAAAAAAAAAUCCUUUUGUUUAUGUUCACAUAGACAAUGGCAGAAGGAGGGGACAUUCCUGUCAUAGGAACAUGCUUAUAUAAACAUAGUCACCUGUCCUUGACUAUCACCAGGGCUGUCAGUUGAUUCUGGGCUCCUGGGGCCCAAGGAGUGUUAAGUUUUGAGGCAUGUGCCAUAGGUGAUGUGUCCUGCUAACACACAGAUGCUGCUCCAAAAAGUCAGUUGAUAUGACACAGUCACAGACAGAACAGUCAGCAGCCCAAGAAAGGUCCUCACGGCUGCUGUGCUGGGUAGCACUUGCCAUCCAGUUUCUAGAGUGAUGAAAUGCUCUGUCUGUACCGUUCAAUACAGUAGGCACUGGCACUAGCCACAUGUGCCAGCUAAGCACUUGAAAUGUGGCCAGUGCAAUAAGGAAUUGAACUUUUAAUUGCAUUUAAUAAACUGUAUGUAAAUAGUCA
Homo sapiens (human) is the source of this 3554-nucleotide messenger RNA. RefSeq names its product interferon regulatory factor 1 (gene IRF1). Gene Ontology annotation, biological process: regulation of CD8-positive, alpha-beta T cell proliferation; positive regulation of type I interferon production; positive regulation of transcription by RNA polymerase II. Gene Ontology annotation, cellular component: nucleus; cytoplasm. Gene Ontology annotation, molecular function: DNA binding; DNA-binding transcription factor activity; transcription cis-regulatory region binding. Lineage: Eukaryota; Metazoa; Chordata; Mammalia; Primates; Hominidae. The coding region runs from base 235 to 1212 and encodes 325 amino acids. The record is from RefSeq and is marked reviewed. The transcript is spliced from 10 exons.